AAUUGUCAAUGUCAUUAAUUUCCGAUCACGCUCGACCAGCUGAUAUCUUAAAAUUAUAAAAUAUCUAAUAAAAUAAAUCUAAUCUAAAUAACUUUAAUGUCUAAUGUGAAUAUAAUAUAAUAUAAUAAUAGAAGUAACAUUUUCUAGAAGUCGUUAAAGUUUUACAAUAAAAAAAAUUUACAGCAAAAUGAAUAAAACUAUUUUACCUAAAAUAAAUGCCAUUAAAAGAUUUACAUAUGACAUUACAUCGUUAAGAUAUGUGAGUAAAGGACCUAAGCCAGAAAUUCCAAGCAAUGCUUUAGGAUCAGUGUACACUGCUCCAAAUCAGAAGGAAAAUGGUAUUGUGUAUGAUAGAAAGCCUUUUAAAUUGACUCUGGAGGCAGGCAAGACAUACCAUUGGUGUUUAUGUGGCCGCUCCAAGUCCCAGCCCAUGUGUGAUGGUACACACAAAGAUAUUUUUUUGAAAGUUACACAAAGACCUAUAAGAUUUACAGUUGAAAAAACAAAAGAUUAUUGGCUAUGCAAUUGUAAGCAAACUAAAAACAGACCAUUCUGUGAUGGAACACACAAACAAAAAGAAAUUCAAGAAGCUUCCACAAUAAAAGUCUGAAAAACUGCAAAUAAAUUAUAACUAUGUUAGUAGUCUCUUAGAAAAUAAGUAUAUUAGUUAGACAAAAUUAAAUUAUAUAUGUUCUAAAUAUUUUGAAUUAUAAUAAUUCUUUUUAUUAUUCUGAUGA
Molecule: messenger RNA, 737 nt
Organism: Galleria mellonella (greater wax moth)
Lineage: Eukaryota; Metazoa; Arthropoda; Insecta; Lepidoptera; Pyralidae
Product: CDGSH iron-sulfur domain-containing protein 3, mitochondrial
Exons: 3
Coding region: 188-610 (140 amino acids)
Cellular component (GO): intracellular membrane-bounded organelle
Molecular function (GO): 2 iron, 2 sulfur cluster binding
Source: RefSeq, a predicted model, not a curated record